AUGCCAGCGAGACCAAUUAAUAUUUCUUCCUUCAAACCAACUCCUGAGUUCCACGCUGCCCUUGUAAAAAAGUACGAUGUUAAGGGUAAAGCAGUUGUGGCUACUCAAAGUAAGCCACCCAAGGUUCCAACUUCAACUAGGCAACAACAAGAAAAGCUAAUGUCUGGAGGUUUCCCCAAGCCAACAUCAGCCCAAACAACUGCUGAACUUACUCCUGAAGAGGUUGUUAGUGAAGAAUUAAAUGAUGCUGAUGAUGAAGUAAAGAUGAUGUCUCAGCAGACUGGUGGUCUUGAAGCACUCAAGAAGAAAGAGGAAGAGUUCUUUGCCAAUAGGAUGAAAAACUUUGAAGAAGGUCAAAGGCUUUACCUCAAAUCAAGAGAAAUAAGGCAGAAGAAAGAGGAGAUCAUGUCAGUCAAGGUCACUCUUUCUCAACAAGGGAUGAAUCUUAGCCUUCAAAGAAAAGGUGUGCCCAAGUUGUAUAAACUGGAAAAUGUUACUAAAGAUACACUUGGGCCAACUGAAUGGAUUGAAAUCUACAAGUUGGUCAAGGAUAAGACAACUAUGACUUAUGAACCGUUGAUCGAGAUGGCGGGCAAAAAGAAUAAUACGACAACAAUCAUAGUCGUUAUCGUGGUAGUCAUAGCUGUCAUAAUAAUUGCUUCAUUUUAUAUCUUUAUGAGAUUGAGGAAGAAGAAAGCAGCUCCCCGACCUCUGCCCAAACGAACUAUUGAGAGCGAAACUAUUGAUAUUGGCACCGUUGAAUCUUUACAAUACGACUUUAGUCCAAUUAAAGAAGCAACAAAUGAUUUUUCGGAAGAAAAUAAGCUUGGUCGAGGUGGAUUUGGAGCAGUUUACCGGGGUACAUUAAGAGAUGGACAGGAGAUAGCAGUGAAAAGACUAGCAAACGAUUCUGAUCAAGGUGAUAUAGAAUUCAAGAAUGAAGUUAUGCUAGUUGCGAAGCUUCGACAUCGUAAUCUAGUUAGGCUGCUCGGUUUUAGCAUAGAAGGGAGUGAAAGACUUCUCAUUUAUGAGUUUUUACCAAAUGCAAGUCUUGAUCACUUUAUAUUUGAUCCAACUAAACGGACACUUCUUGAUUCGAAAAAGCGAUACGACAUCAUUAUAGGGAUAGCCAAGGGGCUAUUAUACCUUCAUCAAGAUUCCCGUUUAAGGAUAAUUCAUCGUGAUAUGAAAGCAAGUAAUGUGUUACUAGACGCCGAAAUGAACCCUAAAAUUGCAGACUUUGGCAUGGCAAGAUUAUUUAAACCAGAGGAAACUCAAGGUGACACGAGUCGGAUUGUUGGAACAUACGGGUAUAUGGCACCAGAAUAUGCCAUGCAUGGCCAAUUCUCUGUGAAAUCAGACGUUUUUAGCUUUGGAGUGUUAGUGCUAGAGAUGGUAACCGGGCAAAAAAACCAAUGUUUUCAGAGUGGAGAAUGCACUGAAGACCUUCUUAGCUUUGCAUGGAAAAGCUGGAAGAAUGGGACGACUUCAGAUAUGAUCGAUCCCAUAUUGAAAACUGGAACGGAUUCAUCGCGUGACAUCAUUAGAUGUAUUCACAUUGGGUUGUUAUGCGUUCAAGAAAAUGUUAAUGACAGGCCAACCAUGGCUUCAGUUAUUCUAAUGCUUAAUAGCUUCUCAAUCACACUUCCCAUGCCAUCUGAACCUGCGUUUUUCAUGCAUAGUAACAUUGAUCCUGAAAUGCCACUCCUCCGGGAAUAUAGUUCUUCAACGGAGAGCAGUGGUUUAGAAAAAUCCAAAAUAUCAAAAUCAAGAUCAAGGUCAUCUCAAUUCUCCGUAAAUGAUGUUUCAAUAUCCGAUUUUGUUCCUAGAUAAGUAUUGUGCAU
Erigeron canadensis is the source of this 1844-nucleotide messenger RNA. Its product is annotated as putative receptor-like protein kinase At4g00960. The record is from RefSeq and is a predicted model, not a curated record. Gene Ontology annotation, molecular function: ATP binding; protein kinase activity. Lineage: Eukaryota; Viridiplantae; Streptophyta; Magnoliopsida; Asterales; Asteraceae. Bases 1 to 1833 code for a protein of 610 amino acids. Gene Ontology annotation, biological process: protein phosphorylation. The transcript is spliced from 8 exons.